AUGGGUGACUUUAGUUGCACCGCCCCUUUUUUGCUAUACCCUUCUAUCUUUCUCAUUCUCUUAUUCUCAACCAUCAAUCACAGCUUCCAUUUCUAUCAUUUUCCUUCUGUGAUCACGUCCAAUCACACCAAGAUUUCCCGAGAAAAUCAUUCCGAAAUCUUGGUCUCUCCUUCUUCAAGCCCUGCUAUAGAUUUUCAUAAUGGAAGCUUUGUCAGCAGUGGUGUGCAAAACAAGAGCCAGUUUGAGAUUUUGGAAGAAGGGUUGGCGAGGGCAAGAGCGGCCAUACGAGCUGCAUCUCGGUUUCGGAGGUCUACUUCGACCAGGGCGGAGAGUUUUGCUCCCAAGGGAUCUGUUUACAGAAACCCUUACGCAUUUCAUCAGAGCCACAUUGAGAUGCAGAAGCGAUUCAGAGUGUGGCCAUACAGGGAAGGAGAUCCACCCCUUUUUCACAAAGGUCCAUUGAAUUCUAUAUACUCUAUCGAAGGGCAUUUCAUUGAUGAAUUCGAGAGCGGAAAUUCACCAUUUUUGGCUCGCCACCCUGACGAGGCCCUUGUGUAUUUCCUCCCCGUCAGCGUCGUGAAUAUCAUAGAGUAUGUUUACAGGCCUUACAUCGAUUAUUCUCGUAAGCGCCUGCAGAACAUCGUUAAGGACUACAUCGACGUAGUUUCAACCAGGUAUCCCUACUGGAACAGGAGCAAUGGAUCUGAUCAUUUUCUGAUUUCUUGCCAUGAUUGGGCACCGGACGUUUCAGCUGCCGAUCCAAAGCUAUUCAAGCAUUUCAUCAGAGUUCUCUGCAAUGCCAACUCAUCGGAAGGAUUCCAACCCGCAAGAGACGUUUCAUUGCCGGAAAUGCUACUUCACUACGGGAUGCUGGGACAGCCUCAACAGGGCCAACCCCCAAACAACCGUCCAAUUCUAGCCUUCUUCGCCGGCGGCGAGCAUGGGUUUGUAAGAAAAAUACUAUUCAAAUAUUGGAAGGAGAAAGACGAUGAUGUUCGCGUGUAUGAAUACCUCCCCAAGACCCUAAACUACACUCAACUCAUGGGUCAAACUAAGUUCUGCCUGUGCCCCAGCGGAUACGAAGUUGCAAGUCCCAGGGUGGUUGAGUCCAUACAUUCCGGCUGCGUUCCGGUGAUAAUUUCGGACAACUACGUACUACCCUUCAGCGAUGUUCUAGACUGGAGGAAAUUUUCCGUUCACGUUCCGAUCGCCAAAAUCCCCGAAAUCAAAACAAUUCUGCAAGGAAUCUCUGUCGAGGAAUACCUGACAAAACAAAGGAGAGUGCUCCAAGUGCAACGACAUUUUGUGCUGAAUCGGCCUGCCAAACCCUAUGAUAUAAUGCACAUGGUGAUGCAUUCGGUGUGGCUCAGGAGGCUUAAUCGAGGGUUGUCACUACAAUGAAUAUUGUUUUGUGCAUGCUUGUA
Molecule: messenger RNA, 1424 nt
Organism: Theobroma umbraticum
Lineage: Eukaryota; Viridiplantae; Streptophyta; Magnoliopsida; Malvales; Malvaceae
Product: putative glycosyltransferase At5g11130
Molecular function (GO): glycosyltransferase activity
Source: RefSeq, a predicted model, not a curated record